Messenger RNA from Gongylonema pulchrum, 471 nucleotides. The record is from the annotation of a GenBank genome assembly. Lineage: Eukaryota; Metazoa; Nematoda; Chromadorea; Rhabditida; Gongylonematidae.
AUGGAAGUUCGCAGCCUGGAACCUGUAUUUAGUGCCGGAUAUGAAAAUGGCGAUUGCGCGCGAAAUCCAAAUCACUGGAAUUGGACGCUUUUGAACAAUGGUCAUGAUGUUAGAGGCCGAUACAGACAUGAAGCAGUAAUUACCGGUGAUGAAAUUUUAAUCAUCGGUGGUGGCACUUCCGAUUGGACUUCCUCAAUGGAUACGAGUCGCUUGAGUCAUGGUUGCGUGAAGUUUGGCGAUUCAGUAUAUAUUCAUGGUGGCUGCACGGAAAGGCGAUUAGUCAAUCGAACGGCUGUGCGACGCGAUUUGUUUGAUGACUUCUGGCAGCUAAACUUAAACUCAUGGUGUUGGCAAAGACGGCCUGUUAAUUUGCUCCAAAAAGUAUGUUUCCACGGCACCACUGUUACAUUGGUAAGCGUAUUUUUCACUCAUAUUCGUCUGUCUGCCCAUUUAACCAUAUAUCGCUUGUAA